AUGUAUAUCACACUGCUAGAACGAAUAAAGCAGGAAGCUGCAAAUGCAGUUGUCCAAGCUGCUACUGCCGCCACUCUUCAGACCCGCCAGACUGUUGGCGAUAGUACCAAACCAAGUUACAACCAGUCCGCGAUAGCGCUUACCUAUGGCUUUAUCGACUACUUUGACGACAAAUCUUUCGGUGGCGCAAAUUGGGAAAAACCGACAACUGUAAAUCCGUCUAAAUUUGGAUCAUCAUCGCAGCUGGCUACUGCGACGCCGUUUUUGGUCACCAUUGGGAUCGCGGCGUUGAUGCUGAGGUUUUUCGCAAGAACGAGGUUUAAUGCUAAGUUCUGGUGGGAUGAUUUGUUCGCUGUACUGGCUGGGAUGUUGGUGGUUGCCGACCAGUUGAUUUUCGCCAGAAUUGUGUAUUUGGGCCGGGCUUCACUUAAUACCAUGUUACAAACAACAGAAGAGUUCGAGGCGGAGAGGUGGAGGAGGAUAACGGUGGGGUUGAAGUUGUAUAUGGUUUUUGAGUUAAUCUACAUUUUCAGCUUCUUGUUCCUCUACUUGCGAAUCUCGCAAGAGACUAAGAGUAUCAAGUGGUUUCUCCGCGCUGGUUUCCUCGUUACGACAAUUUCAUUCAUUUUCUGCGUUCUCGCUUUACUCCUGACUUGCGCUCCUCUGACCGACUUUUGGAACAUCAUGAACUCAAAGACCUCCUGUGAGAGAAAGAUUCUCCUAACAUACGGCACCGGUAUCUCCAACAUUGUCACAGACACCAUGGUACUCGCAAUUCUUAUCCCGCUUCUUCUCCAAGCCAGUCUCAGCAAAUCUCAAAUACGAGGUGUCUGUAUCCUAUAUGCCUGCGGUGCCUUGGUCAUCGUCGCAUCCUGUCUUCGAUUCGCUACCCAGAUCAUGGACGUCUCGAUGUUGCAAAGUAUGGGAUGGUCUCUCCUCGAAGUCUCCCUCUCUUUGAUUCUCCUCUGUGCCCCUAUGGGCGCUAAGCUACUCAGUGCGCCUCUCGUUCAAGAAAGCGGAUGUCCUGUGACACUUAAGCGCAACUACAACUCUGAUCGAAGGUACUCAAAUUCUCCAUUCGAUAAGAACUUACCCGCUCCUCCGCCAAUAAUCGCAGGGGUAGCCGUUGGAGAACCAGAGCAUGUCACAACACUGGCCGCUGGUCAAUCUCGAGAAGACAUCCGCUUCGAGGGAAGACGGGGAACACAUGGGACUAUAGUAAGAGACGUGAACAGUCCGAUGUAUAAAAAGAUAAAAGUUGGAACACGGGAGAGUAGGAACGGACAAACUGUUUGGGAAGUUCAACGGCGGUUAUCACAAUCAACUAUCGAAACAUCAUAUUCUCGGAAUCCUUCCAUAGCUACUUCCAGAUCACAACCUUUAGGCGGAUUGUCGCCCCCGCCCCCGCCCCCACCUCCAAUGGAUUGGCCGGUUCGGAGCACAUAA
Messenger RNA from Orbilia oligospora ATCC 24927, 1446 nucleotides. RefSeq lists its product as uncharacterized. NCBI's taxonomy places the organism in Eukaryota, Fungi, Ascomycota, Orbiliomycetes, Orbiliales, Orbiliaceae. The record is from RefSeq and is a predicted model, not a curated record. Bases 1 to 1446 code for a protein of 481 amino acids. The transcript has 4 exons.